AUGUCGGACACGGAGAAUAUUUUGCGUGGUGUUCUAGAUAAUUUAUUGGUCAAUCAUGGCUACAAACUCAAUUAUGUGACAAUUAAGAGCAAACCCACACAUGGGGCGAGUUUUAGCUCCAAACUUUUCUCGAUUAACGUCAAAUCAUCUGAAGGUGACUUGAAAUUAUUCGCUAAAGUUGGAGUCGUUCGUGGCAAGUGUUCAGAAUGGAUGUUUUCCACUGAGAGGUUUGCAUUCAACGAAUUAGCUAAAAUCUACAGUGACCUGCAGGUAAAAUACGAAAUUUCUGAAGAAGACAGAUUAAAAUUUCCCAAAUUUUAUGGAAGCAGCAGAAUGGGUGGAAAAGAGACUAUUAUAUUAGAAGAUUUAGUUGCAUCGGGAUAUGAAACAUUUGAUAGAUUUAAAUGUUUUGACUGGGAGCAAGCGUCUAACAUCGCUCUUUAUCUUGCGAAAUUCCAUGCUUUGUCAUUUGCAUUCGCAAAGGACUAUCCGAAAGAGUUUGAGAAAGUAUUGAAUAUGAAAUAUGAAAUAUGGAGUAGGGUAAACGAAGAAGAUGCAAAAGCUUAUUGGGCUAAGACCUUAGCUGGAUCCCUAGCAGUAAUUAAAAAUGAGCAAAGGGGUCGAGUGGCAAAGUUUUAUGAAUCCCUGCCAAAACCACAAACAUACACUAAACCUAUUGGCACACCAGUACUUUCGCAUGGGGACUUUAGGCUAAGCAAUUUGCUAUACAAGAAAACGAACGAGAAAGUACAAGCGAUUGCAGUGGACUUCCAGACUGUGUACGCAGGUUGUCCGGCUACCGAUCUGGUGUAUCUAAUCUUCCUUGGCUCAGACGAGGAGUUCAGAGCUGAAUACUACGAGAAGUUACUCGACCAUUACUACAACAGUCUGUCCAAGAUGAUGGAAUGGCUUUCUAUCGACUCCACUGAGGUUUAUCCGAGAGAAGAGUUCGAUAGAGACAUGAAAGAGAAUCUACCAUACGCAAUGCUCAUCGGUGCCACAAUCCUUCCAACAGUUGUUGUAGAAGAAGACGCAGCACCGGACCUUGGAAACUUUGAUUAUAAUCAAUUCGUAAUGUCACCAAAUGAAAUAUUUGCUAAGAGAUUCCGUGGUAUUGUCAGUGAUUGUAUACGCUGGAAUGUCAUUUAA
Messenger RNA from Pieris macdunnoughi, 1149 nucleotides. NCBI's taxonomy places the organism in Eukaryota, Metazoa, Arthropoda, Insecta, Lepidoptera, Pieridae. The record is from the annotation of a GenBank genome assembly.